AUGGCGGAGAUGCCGGUCACGCUGGCGCCGGUCAUUGACCUGGCGGCCCAGGGGAUCAAUGCGCAGGCGUUCCGCUUCGGCAACCUGACGAUGGAGUCCGACAAGUACAUCAGCGUCAAGGACACGGCUCCAGACGGAACGAGCCAGGUCGUGACCGUGGACAUGCACAGCAAUAACGCCGUCAGCAAGCGUCCGAUGAAGGCAGAGGCCACCCUGAUGAACCCGACCGACAAUUUCAUCGCCCUGAAGGGUUCUGCGGAGGGCACGCCUGGCCACUUCGUCCAGGUGUUCAAUCUUGACUCCAAGGAGAAGCUCGGAGUGUACCAGUCCAGCGAGGCAAUCGUCUUCUGGAAGUGGAUCACGAAUCGCAAGCUGGCGUUGGUGUGCGCCGUGGACGUCUACCACUGGGACCUGGCGACCCCGAACAGCGCCCCGGAGAAGAUGUUCCAGCGGGCUGGUAAGCUGGCAGAGGCGGGCACCCAGAUCAUCGCCUACUCCUCCAACGCCACCCAGUCCUGGUGCCUGCUGACGGGGAUCUCCACGCAGGACCAGGGCAAGACGAUCGACGGCAACAUGCAGCUGUACAACGUGGAGAAGAAGCAGCAGCAGAUGCUCGAGGGCCACGCCGGCUGCUUCGGCAACGUCCCCGUCACCGACGCGGCAGCGCCGAACGGGCUCUUCUGCUUCUGCGAGCGCAAGGUCGGCAACCUGCAGACCAAGCUGCACGUGAUGGACGUCACCGCCCCGCGCGGCGAGGGCUUGCCUGCCCCCUUCCGGGCGCAGAUGGAAAUUGCGAUGCCGCCCGAGGCGCCCAGCGAUUUCGCGGUGGCUCUUCACCUCAGCGAGAAGCAUGGCGUCAUCUUCAUGAUCACGAAAGCGGGAUACCUUUUUGUCUUCGACGCCGCCACGGCAUCGAUGUUGGUGCGCACCCGCGUCUCCCAGGAAACCAUCUUCAUCUCCACUGGCAGCACGCAGACUGGAGGGUGCAUCUUUGUGAACCGCAAGGGCCAGGUGAUGUCGGUGAAGGUCAACGAGGGUGCCAUCAUCAACUACAUCUCUAACAGCCUUCCGCAGCUCGCGAACCGCGCGGACAUCGCGUUCGCUCUCGCGCGCCGCUUUGGGCUUCCUGGCGCCGACGAGCUCUUCCAGCGGCAGUUCAGCCAGUACUUCGCGUCCGGCGACUACCCAAACGCCGCCCGCGUGGCCGCGCAGUGCAAGAGCGGCAUGCUGCGCACGCCCCAGACCAUCCAGCAGUUCAAGAGCGUGCAGGCCGCCCCAGGCCAGCAGUCGCCGCUGCUGCACUACUUCAGCACGCUGCUCGAGUACGGUAAGCUGAACGCCCUGGAGUCCGUAGAGCUGGUCCGCCCCGUGGUGCAGCAGCAGAGGGGGCAGCUGAUCGAGAAGUGGCUCAAGGAGGAUAAGCUGGAGUGCACCGAGGAGCUCGGCGACAUCGUCAAGCCGCUCGACACCAGGGCCGCUCUGUCGAUCUACGUGCGGGGCCAGAGCCACCAGAAGGUGAUCAACGCGAUGGUGGAGAUCGGCCAGGCCGACCAGAUCGUCGCGUACGUCAAGAAGGUGGGCUUCCAGGCCGACUACUCCACGCUUCUGCAGUCCAUGGUGUCCGUCAAUCCGCAGGGCGCAGCCGAAUUUGCAAAGAGCCUACUGACGGGGGAGACAGGCCCGCUGAUCGACAUCAACAUGGUCGUGAAGGUGUUCAUGGAGCAGAACAGGCUCCAGGAGACGACCUCUGUCUUGCUCGAAGCGCUCAAGGGGAACAGGCCGGACCAGGCCCAGCUGCAAACCCAGCUGCUGGCCAUGAACCUUCAGCAGGCGCCGAAGGUGGCCGAGACCAUCCUGCAGAUGAACAUGUUCACCCACUACGACAAGCAGUUCAUCGGCACCCUGUGCGAGAAGGCGGGCCUGAUGCAGUACGCCCUGGAGCAUUACCAGGACCCAGCCGACGUGAAGCGUACCCUCCUGCACGCACACCAGAUGACACCAGAGUUCCUCCAACAGUUCUUCGGCAAGAUGGCCCCCGAGACAGGCCUGGAGUGCAUGUACGAGCUCAUGCGGCACAAUCGGCAGAACCUGCAGGUCGUGGUGCAGGUCGCCAUCAAGUACCACGAGCAGAUGGGCGCCCUCAAGAUCGUGGAGAUGUUCGAGAGCUUCGGCUCCCACGAGGGCGUCUUCUAUCUCGGACUUCCUGGGCGCCAUCCUGUCGACGAGCACCGAUCCCGCCGUGCACUUCAAGUACAUCCAGGGGGCGAGCCGCUGCGGCAACAUGCAGGAGGUCGAGCGCGUGUGCCGCGAGAGCACCAGCUACAACCCGGCGGAGGUGAAGGAGUUCCUCAAGGAGGCCAAGCUGCCCGACCCGCGCCCGCUCAUCUACGUGUGCGACCUGCACGGGUUCGUCAACGAGCUGACGGAGUACUUGUACAAGAACUCGUUGAUGAAGUACAUCGAGGUCUACGUGUGCAAGGUCAACGCCCUGAACUGCCCCACCGUCAUCGGGACCUUGAUCGACUUGGAUUGCUCCGAGGACUUCAUCAAGAACCUGCUCCAGAACGUGCGAGCGGCCUGCCCCAUCGAGCCGCUCGUGGUCGAGGUCGAGAAGAGGAACCGCCUGCGCCUGCUGCUGCCGUGGCUCGAGGCGCGGGUUGCGGAGGGCAACCAGGACCCCUACCUGCACAAUGGAAUCGCGAUGAUCUACAUCGACACGAACCGCGACCCCGAGCAGUUCUUGAAGACCAAUGCCUUCUACGACUCCGCCAUCGUCGGAAAGUACUGCGAGGAUCGCGACCCGCACCUCGCGUACACGGCCUACAAGCGCGCGUACGGCUCGUGCGACGAGCAGCUGGUCAACGUCACGAACAAGAACGGCCUGUUCCGGCUGCAGGCCCAGUAUCUUGUCGAGCGCCAGAACCCAGAGCUCUGGGCGCUGGUGCUCCAGCCAGAUAA
Molecule: messenger RNA, 2958 nt
Organism: Prorocentrum cordatum
Lineage: Eukaryota; Dinophyceae; Prorocentrales; Prorocentraceae
Source: the annotation of a GenBank genome assembly